Hibiscus syriacus is the source of this 2130-nucleotide messenger RNA. RefSeq names its product protein decapping 5-like. Gene Ontology annotation, cellular component: P-body. The record is from RefSeq and is a predicted model, not a curated record. Lineage: Eukaryota; Viridiplantae; Streptophyta; Magnoliopsida; Malvales; Malvaceae. Gene Ontology annotation, molecular function: mRNA binding. The coding region runs from base 118 to 1914 and encodes 598 amino acids. The transcript has 8 exons. Gene Ontology annotation, biological process: cytoplasmic stress granule assembly; P-body assembly.
GAUGAGAUUUAUCAUCACAAACUGUCUAACAGAGAGAAGGGGUCGCCCACUUGACAAUCUUAAAAACCUAAGAAAUCCCUGAUCCCUCUCUUUCCGAAGAAUAGAAGAGAUCGGGUAAUGGCGGUGGAGAAUUCAAGUUCGAAAUCGUCUUCAACGGCUGAUUCUUACGUAGGGAGCUUAAUAAGCUUGACUUCAAAGAGUGAGAUCAGAUACGAGGGCGUUCUCUACAACAUCAACCCCGACGAGUCCAGUAUCGGACUAAGAAACGUUCGAUCGUUUGGAACUGAAGGAAGGAAAAAGGAUGGCCCCCAAGUGCCCCCAAGUGAUAAAGUUUACGAGUACAUAUUGUUCCGUGGAAGUGACAUUAAGGAUUUACAGGUUAAAUCUUCACCACCUGCACAACCUGCAGGUCCUGCACCACCCAUAAUCAAUGAUCCCGCAAUUAUCCAGUCUCACUUUGCAUCCCCAGUUUCCACAAUUGCUAGCAUGCCAUCUGCUGCUACUGGACCUUUGACCGAUCUUACUCCACACACUACUCAAAUGGGAUUAGCGGGGUCAAAUUUUCAGGCGGCAUUACCUCUAUAUCAACCUGGAGGAAACAUGGGAUCAUGGGGGGUAUCGCCUCCACCUCCCGCUAUUAAUGGUGGUGGGCUUGCUAUGCCAAUGUAUUGGCAAGGAUACUAUGCCCCCCCAAAUGGGCUUCCGCAUUUGCAUCAGCAAUCUUUGCUUCGGCCGUCUCCAGGACUGUUAGUGCCUCCUUCCUUGCAGCAACCAUUACAAUAUCCUAAUUUUCACGCUCCUUUGCCUGCUGGCCCUGCUAACUUACAUAGUUCAAGCUUGCCUGAUAUUCCUACUCCUUUACCUCCUUCUAGGACAAGUUCCCUUCCUUUAGCUUCUUCUUUAUCAUCCUCUACUUUUCCUUCUGCUCUGCCUCUUGCACCCUCUGCUCCACUGGCAUCAGAACCCUUGCCUGCUUCAUUGCCAAACAAAGCUUUAAGUCCUGCACUUCCUCCAGCUACACUUGGUGCUAGCUUGCCAGCACAUUCUCCUUUGACGAGUUCUGGUCCAGAAUUAAAUUCCAUCGUACCAUCAAUUGCCAACAAACAAAGUGAAAUCCCUACUUUGCCGUAUCAAAGUGCCUCUCAAGCUGCAUCCUCUGUUAUUGGGGCUUCAAAUUCUAGUCGUGUAGAAACAUCUGUACCUUCAUUGGUAACCCCUGGUCAGUUCUUGCGGUCAGGAUCUACUGUUGUUCCUUCAUCUCAGCCUGCGGCAACUACGCAUAAAGAUGUGGAAGUGGUUCAAAUGUCCUCAUCAUUAUCUCCUGAACCAUCAGCACCUGUUGUCUCAGAAGCUCAGCCUCCAAUAUUGCCAUUACCUGUUUCUUCCCAUAUUGCCCGAAAGCCAAAUGGAGCUUCCUUUCAAUCUCGCCAUGGUUAUAGAGGACAUGAAAGAGGAAGAGGAAGGGGAAGAGGAGCUGGGAGUUCGCGCCCGGUGACAAAAUUUACUGAAGACUUUGAUUUCGAAGCAAUGAAUGAGAAAUUUAAGAAAGAUGAAGUAUGGGGUUAUCUUGGUAACAGUAGCAAAUCUCAUUCUAAGGAUAAAGAAGGGGAUGCUAGUGACGAAGAUGGCUAUCAAGAUGAAGAUGACACUGAGAUAUCUAAGAUUCAAGUCAAGCCUGUCUACUAUAAGGAUGAAUUUUUUGAUACUCUCUCCUCUAAUACACGUGCAAAUGACUCACAAAACGGAAAGCCGAGAUUCUACGAACAAAUGAAAUUAGACACAGAGACUUUUGGUGAAUUUUCAAGAUACCGAGGUGGUCGUGGUGGACGAGGCGGCCGCGGACCUGGUGGUCGUUUUCGUGGCGGUUCUUAUGGAAGAGGAUACGGUGGAUAUGCGGGGAGUGGCCGUGGAUGAGCCAUGUCUAUCCUCCAUAGUUGUCCUUGGUGUUCAAAAUCUUUAAGGCUGUUUGGGAUGUCAUGUCAGAUUGCUUUCUUUUAUUUGGAAUGUUACAAUGCACAGUAGAACCCAUCUCGCAUGGCAAACAUCAGACUGAUCUAGGGCUAUGCUCAGGAUUUGUUCUCUUAUAAUAUUUCCAGAAAUAAAAGCAGGCAGUAUUUUUACUAUGUUCUA